Messenger RNA from Oppiella nova, 446 nucleotides. The record is from the annotation of a GenBank genome assembly. Lineage: Eukaryota; Metazoa; Arthropoda; Arachnida; Sarcoptiformes; Oppiidae.
AUGCGAUGGAACAAAAAAAGAGUGCUCAAAAACGCCAGCAGCUGCUCAAUGCUGCACUUGACGUAUUUUCUGUCUAUGGUUUCAACGGCGCAAGUCUAGAUGAAAUCGCUCAAUUAGCAGAUAUGCAUAAAUCCAAUAUUUUCUACUACUAUGAAAAUAAAGAAGCCUUAUAUGUUGAAGUGCUAACGACAGUUAUGCAGAAAUGGUUAGCACCGUUGCAGUCGCUUGAGUCAGAAUUGGAACCGACAGAAGCUUUGUCACAUUACAUCAUGACCAAAAUUGAAAUCUCUAGAACUCAGCCUAAAGCUUCAAAACUUUUCGCGUUAGAAGUGAUUCAAGGCGCACCACAUAUUUUACCGAUCCUCAAAGGCCCACUUAAAAAGCUCUUUAAACGCAAAGCUAAAGUGAUUUUAAACUGGCAGGCGCAAGUACUCAAAUUGAAAUGG